Eurytemora carolleeae is the source of this 1175-nucleotide messenger RNA. Its product is annotated as 1-phosphatidylinositol 4,5-bisphosphate phosphodiesterase delta-4. Gene Ontology annotation, biological process: lipid metabolic process; phosphatidylinositol-mediated signaling. The transcript is spliced from 12 exons. Gene Ontology annotation, molecular function: calcium ion binding; phosphatidylinositol-4,5-bisphosphate phospholipase C activity. NCBI's taxonomy places the organism in Eukaryota, Metazoa, Arthropoda, Copepoda, Calanoida, Temoridae. Bases 100 to 1047 code for a protein of 315 amino acids. The record is from RefSeq and is a predicted model, not a curated record.
UCUAGGAUAGAUCUGAGUAAACUGUAUAUCCAUUAUCUACCUGCAUCUAACCCUAUCUCCCAGAAGCUGUAUAAUGUUGCUCCAGAUAAACUGUUCAGGAUGGAUAUGGCGGAUAUUGUUGAGGUUAGGAAAGGUUUCUCCACCGAUACAUUUAACCAGGUUGAGAGAAAAAUGAAAAAAACGAAUAAUUUCUCUAAGUUCCUGAACCCUGAUCAUAGUUUCUCAAUUAUUUUCGAUCAUAGGAACAAGAAGGGUAUUCCAUAUACUUUAGAUUUAAUCUGUAACAGCACCGAGGUGCGGGAUACCUGGGUUCAGGUUUGUGAUCAGCUGAUAGAAAGUAUGAAGGAGGUUGAGUAUCAAAAAGAAUACGAACUUUAUCUCAGGGGUAUUUUUACUUCAGCGGAUAAAAGCAAGAAUGGAUACUUGUUCCUCGAUGAAUUCGCGAUGAUGCUGAAGCAAAUUAAUAUUUAUCUUGCUCCGGAUGAGAUUGAGAAAGUUUUCGCUCAGGCAAACAUUGAUAAAUUUACGGUGGAGGGUCAGCAGGUUUUGGACGAGGAGGAAUUUCUAACAUUCUUUCAUCGUCUUCUAGAGAGACCAGAGUUAAAUAAUCUCUUUACUGAAGUAUCCUCAAAAUAUAAAGGUUUGGCGAUAACACCGAAUGAGUUGGAAAAGUUCCUUGAUGAGGUUCAAGGAGAAUGUCUUGGGCUCGAGGAGAGCAUGAACAUCAUUAAGGACUACGAGAUCAAGGACAAGGAUGUUCUCAAGAAGGUCAAGAAUCUAUACAUGAGCUGGAAAGGAUUUCUCAGAUUUGUGAUGGGAUCUUCACUUUUCUUCAUAACUCAAUCCUCUCAACAUGUUUAUCAGGAUAUGACUCAACCGCUCUCCCACUAUUAUAUAAACAGUUCCCACAACACAUAUCUGGUUGGAAAUCAGGUAGUAUUUGGUUGGGAAUCAGGUAAUAUCUGGUUGGGAAUCAGGUAUUAUCUGGUUGGGAAUCAGGUAAUAUCUGGUUGGGAAUCAAGUAAUAUCUGGUUGGGAAUCAGGUAAUUUUAGAUCUCAAAUCUUCAUUAAAAAGGACUGUAGAGUGUAGAUGUAAUUUUAAGUAAUCCUCAUUCAAACAGUGUCAUUUCCGAUUCACAAUGGUACUUUCUUUAUACUUCUUUCUGUGAAAUCAU